Thecamonas trahens ATCC 50062 is the source of this 1455-nucleotide messenger RNA. RefSeq names its product charged multivesicular body protein 6-A. Gene Ontology annotation, biological process: late endosome to vacuole transport via multivesicular body sorting pathway; vesicle budding from membrane. Bases 1 to 1455 code for a protein of 484 amino acids. Lineage: Eukaryota; Apusomonadida; Apusomonadidae. The record is from RefSeq and is a predicted model, not a curated record. Gene Ontology annotation, cellular component: multivesicular body; ESCRT III complex. The transcript is spliced from 2 exons.
AUGAAGCGCAUGGCUGGCGGAAUGGACGGGUCAUACCUGCGGUCGCUUCCAGAGUGGGCAGAUGAUGACGAUGAGAUGGACUUUUAUUACGCCUCGUUCCCGGCCUCGCGGGAGGUCAAGCCGGUCUCGUGGGACGCCAAGAUGGCGUUCUGGACGAGAGUCAUCGAAGGCUCGGCUGCCACCGCCCGCCUGGUUGCGCUCCGCCCAUGCGAACUGGCUGUUGCUGUCGAGCGGGACGGGGUGCCGCCAGCGGGCCUAGGCAUUGUCUUUGACUCUCUGGUGCGGACUGGGGCGUGGCUGAAGGCUGCCGAGGUUGCGCCGCCGCGGGCGGUGGGUGGUGGUGGCGGCGUCGGCUCGCCGCCGCGCAGACUGGGCGGGUCCACCGCGGCGGGCUCGACGCUCUCGUGGCUGGUCGACACUUUUGUGGCGUCGCCGAUCAAGUGGGCGGCCGGGGUCUCGUCGCCGCGGCCGGGCGCGGCGGCGGUUGGCGCGGCCUCGUCGCUGCUCUCGUCGGACGAUGAGUACGUGGUAGUGGCGUUGGCGCGCAAAGCGGUCGACGCCCUGCUCGAUGCACACUACGACGCCGGACUUGUGGACGAGCUGACGCGCGUAGAAGACGCCGCGGCGGUGCUGGGCAUGGACGCACGGCAGCUGAGCCUAGCGCUCGGUUGUGUGGCGCAGAGUGGCGAGGGUCAAAGCGCCUUUGUGCGGUUUGCACUGCCGAGUGGCACGGCUUGCAUCAAGUUUGCGCCGUCGCGCGAGGCUUCGAGCCGCGUCGAGGCCACUGAGGCCGACGCCGGCACGUUGCAGCUCCGGGCGAUGGCGGGUGCGUUGCGGGCGCAGUACGACACACUCUCGGCGCGCGUCGAGGCGCUCACCGGCGAGAUCAAGGCGAUGCUGGGCACCGGGGCGCGCGAGCGGGCCAAGAUCAUGCUCCGCCGCAAAAAGGUGGCGGAGAAGCUGGCAACGUCGCGGCUGGCGGCGUGGGACAAGGUCUCGGCCAUUCUUGACUCGAUGGACGACGCCAGGACGUCGGCCGAACUGAUGGAGGCUUACAAGGUCGGGACUCGGGCGCUGGCCGCGCUCUCGCCGGACGUAGACGACGUUCACGAGACGCUCGGUGAGCUCGAGGAUGCGCUUGCCAACCAGGCCGAGAUCGAUGCGGCUAUUGCCGACUCGAAUGCCAGCGUCGCCGCCGCCGGUGUCGAGGUCUCGGACGACGAGCUGGCCGCCGAGCUCGAGGCGCUCAUUUUGGGCGAGGUGGAGCCCGACGCCGCGGCACAGUCGCAGGUGCAAGUUCAGCCACAGUCGAUGGACUCGCCGCAAUUGCCGGACAUGCCGGCCGUGCCGUCGACGCCGCUUCCUGCGGCCGCGACUGCAGCUGAUGCUGACGCGGAUGCCGAUGCGGAUGCUGCUGCCGAUGCCGAGCUGGCGCGAAUGCUUGCGCUGGCGUAG